AUGGCCUGGUCCGAAUCGGAUGAGAGAUCCAAUAAAGUUCCACAGGAAUUGGAAAAUCCGAAAAUGGAAGCAACGGUACAAGAAACUUCGAUUACAACAUCAGGCCAUUCGGGAUGUGGCAAACCUCCGGCCCUGAUAAAUAACCAGGGCCAAUUGAAUCCGAAAAUGGAAAAUUUAUCGGAUGGAGAACUAUCGGAUUUUUCCCUAAAUGAUACUGAAGAGGAUGAGGAGGAAUUUCGUAAUUGUGUACUGCUCAAUGGGGCGGCAAGUGAAGGUUCCUCUUCCAUUGUGAGGACUCCCAAUAUCUCACCCAGGACUUGUAUACCCUUAUCUAGUGGUGGUUCGCCACCUCCCCUAUCCUCAACGAACAACCUGAUGCCAACUACCCCAGAGGUCUUUGACAAAAACGGAUUUCCUUUGGUUCGCAAAGUCUUCACCAAUACCCGAGAACGUUGGCGGCAACAAAAUGUGUCCAGUGCCUUUGCUGAGCUAAGGAAGCUGGUACCCACACAUCCGCCCGACAAGAAGCUAUCGAAAAAUGAGAUUCUGCGAUCGGCCAUUAAAUAUAUCAAACUCUUAACACGGGUCCUCGAAUGGCAAAAGGAGCAGGAUGACAAAUGUCAGCAGGAAGAAAAUGAACCGAAUAAUAAUAAUCGUCCCGCUGCAGGGAUGCCGCUACUAAAUGACCAGCUACAUAUCAAUGGCGGGAUGAAGAGGUCCCUUAAUAACUAUCUAAAUGGUGUGGCAGGUCAUCCUCCUCCUCCGCCGGUUGGCAAUAAUAAUCUAUUGAUGAUAGCCCCAAUGCCUUCGUUGGUAUCGCAUUUUAUUAAAACCGAAUUAUCGGAUGUUCCUGAUGCUUCGAAUGGACGCAGUCAGCCGUUGCCUCUCGUCAAUGGCCGCAGUUCGAAUAAAAUUGUAAAAAAUGCCAAGAGAAAAUCUCAGGAGGAGCUGCUAGGCAAGGAGGAGAAGAAACGUAAAAAGGAGGUGGGAAAUGGCGAUGGUGGUUCCGCAGGUGUUUCUUCUUCUUCGUGUAGUAAUCGGAUUUAA
Molecule: messenger RNA, 1047 nt
Organism: Musca vetustissima
Lineage: Eukaryota; Metazoa; Arthropoda; Insecta; Diptera; Muscidae
Gene: HLH3B
Exons: 2
Coding region: 1-1047 (348 amino acids)
Biological process (GO): regulation of transcription by RNA polymerase II
Molecular function (GO): DNA-binding transcription factor activity, RNA polymerase II-specific; RNA polymerase II cis-regulatory region sequence-specific DNA binding; protein dimerization activity
Source: RefSeq, a predicted model, not a curated record